This is a messenger RNA of Monodelphis domestica (gray short-tailed opossum), 3239 nucleotides long. RefSeq names its product dual specificity phosphatase 29 (gene DUSP29). Gene Ontology annotation, molecular function: protein tyrosine/serine/threonine phosphatase activity; MAP kinase phosphatase activity. Gene Ontology annotation, biological process: protein dephosphorylation; negative regulation of MAPK cascade. The record is from RefSeq and is a predicted model, not a curated record. Gene Ontology annotation, cellular component: cytoplasm. NCBI's taxonomy places the organism in Eukaryota, Metazoa, Chordata, Mammalia, Didelphimorphia, Didelphidae.
CGGGCUCCUCCUGGGCUGGGCAGCACACUUGGUCAGAGUCAGCAAAUCCGCCCCUAAAAAUAGGCUCUGGUUUCCAAGCUGGUAAGGUCGCCUGUGGGGCUCUGGGACAUGCAACUGGGAUACCUGCUCCCUCCGGCGCUCCUGGUGCUCACAGGUUUAUGGCUGAAGGAAGGGCUCCUUACUCAUCUAGAGCUUAACUCUUGCACCGCAAAGGACCCUAAUUUCCAGAGGCCAAGCACUCUUCCUGAGGGACUGACCUGCUAUCCCACCAGGCCUGAGAAGAGAAUCAAUAAAUCUCCAAGUCAAAAGAUGACUUCGAGGCAGUCAAAGACCAAUCUGAAAAACACCUAUGGGUCUGGCAAAGGAGAACCAGAGGAAGAUUACAUCACGCCAGGGCCCUUUGAGCUGGAGCGCCUCUUUUGGAAGGGAAGUCCCCAAUACACUCAUGUCAAUGAGGUCUGGCCCAAACUCUACAUUGGAGAUGAGGCUACAGCACUGGAUCGAUACAGUUUAGAGAAAUCUGGCUUCACCCACGUCCUAAAUGCUGCCCACGGCCGAUGGAACGUAAACACAGGUCCAGAGUACUACAGAGACAUGGCCAUUGAAUACCAUGGAGUGGAAGCCGAUGACCUCCCCACCUUCAACCUCAGCGAGUUCUUUUACUCGGCCGCCGAGUUCAUCGACUCUGCUCUCCAGAGCGAUAGGAAUAAAAUUCUAGUUCACUGUGCUAUGGGCCGUAGUCGCUCAGCUACCUUGGUCUUGGCAUACCUGAUGAUUUAUAGGAACAUGACGGUGGUGGAUGCCAUUGAACAAGUCGCCAAAAAUCGCUGCGUUCUGCCCAAUCGUGGAUUUCUCAAACAGCUCCGGGAACUGGACAAACAGCUGCUCCUUCAAAGGCGUAAUGCUCAGUCUAAUGAAGAAGAGAACUUGGAAGAGAAAGAGAUCUAAGACUCAAGGACCCCUUCACAUGCAGUUGCCCCCAAAUACUUUGAGCUGGAGAAAAACAUUUAAAAAAAAAGUCCCUUAAAAUUCUUUGGCAUGAAGAAGGAAAACAUGGAAGUUAGCCAUUAUUUCUUCAGAGUAGCUUUUAAGCAUCACAGGGAGGGCUGUGGAGCAUAUUAGGGGAUCAUCUAAAACCCAUACUCCCUCGGCUGCCCCCCUUUAGGGUUUAAUACUUUUGUUUCACAGCAAGAGGAAAAGGGGAAAAAAAGUAUUUUACAGUGGAAUUGGUUACAGAUGAGCAUGUAGAACUUCAGUGAAACCUAAGUCUGUAAUGAGGAGGUGAGAAUGCCUGGAAAACAUGUAGAAACUGUGAUCCAUCCUCUGCAAAAGGCACCUUUUUCCCAUGGACCGUUAUUUUAUGACAGAUUUUAAAGCAACCCAAGGGAAGGAUUUUGGCAAGGAGGGCUGUGUCAGAAGAGUGUAAUGUUAACUAACAACACAUCACUCCCUCUGGGUCAUAAUUUAUUUUCUUUCCAUAAUCCUUUUCAUGGUAUCAAGCACCAUCUUUUCUCACCUGGGCCACCCAGGAACUCUCCUAGGCUUACCUUGGCAUUCACCGAUGCCAGCCUUUGGAAGCAGCAUCCAACAUGCCCUUGUGGGGGAGUGCUUACUUGCAUUGGUGGAUGCAUGUACAAAAUGGGGCCGUUUCCAGAAUUGACAACCUAGCUUCCUGAUGAGUCGGAUGGACAUAACCCAGACUCACUCAAACUCUUUGAGGUUACAGAAGAACUGAGGAGUCUGAAAGGGUUGGGGCAGGGAGGGAGGGGAAAGCAAAAACAGGGACCAUCUGUCAAUUCUUUGCUUUUUUUUGAAAGCUCUUUUCUUAAACCUUUGCAUGAAGUCGUAAAAUAUUAGAGUUGGAAUGGAUCUUGAAGUACAUCUUCUUCCUCCACGGUUGAGGAAACUUGAAGUACAGAGUAUGAAGGGGUUUGCACAAGAGCUAAAUUGAUGGCAGAUCUCUCUAUCCUUUUCCCAUUUUGCCACACUCUUUCUCUUAAAAUGUGUUGUUUUAAAAUGGCAACAUUAAAAUAAGGGUCAAAAGGAGUGCUCUAGAUAAGAGUGCUGUGCCCAUAUCAAAUCUGGCCUCAAACACUAGCUUUGUGACUUGACCCCAUUUGCCUCAGUUUCCCCAUCUGAAAAAUGAGUUGGGGAAGGAAAUGGCAAACUACUCCAUUCUUUUUGCCAAGAAAGCCUCACACAGGGUCCUGAAGUCAGACACAACUGAAAAAACAAAACGAGUUCUAGUCCUGAGCUGUACUUCCCUUGAUUUUUUCUCUGAGAUAGGUCAAUUCCCAUCUUUAACUAUUCAGUCCUCUGGCAAGAAUAUCUUUUGUAGAAGUUCUCUGCCUCAACUAUGAGCUUGAGAUAAUACUUACACUGCCUAUCUCACAGGGUUGUUGUGAGGGAAAGUACUUUGAAAACCUAAAGUAAUAUAUAAAUGUGAAUUGUUACUCAUUUUACCAAUUAUGACUUGCUUGAAGGACAGGAUUGAUACCGGAGUGGUAAAACUUCAUUUUUAAUGAUGUCCUUUCUUACUGUCUAUAAGAUCACUCUCAUCUACAAUGGUUGAUGCUCCCUAUUUUACUAAGAGUUCUGGGAAAAGCUGCACUAUGGAGGAAUUCUCUAUAUUGGAAGAAAUGAGCAAAAUCUAAAUGGAUUUGAGGGAGGUCUAGACCCACCUGGAUAAAGGUUUCCCUGCCAGGCACUCAAAAAGCUUUAUCCAAUGAAGUACAACUAGAUUUAGAAUUAAAAUAUUUAGUUGCUGGUAUAUAGACUUUCACCGAGAAUUACCACCUUAAUUAAAAUUGGGAAAUGAAUUAAACUUUGGAUCUACAAAUUUAGAGAAACCAGGAAGCAGGAAGAGUUUUUGCUUUCCCAUUUGAAAACAAACUAGAACUGCAAUGAAAAAGAGCUGGCUUGUCCUUUGUAAGAAAUGAAACUACAAAUUAUAUCUUUGCUAAUUAAGCAACAAAAUCAAAAUGGCGGUGCUCAUUUUCCCCAAAAGUUAAGUGAAUGGACUAAGAAUAUUUCAAGUGCCAGUCAAUUUUCUUUCUGGAGGGAAAUGUGGGAAUAGUGACAUUGUAGCUGAAAAUAGAUACCAGCGUGUCAACCCAGGUGGAACACAAUGAGAGAUACUAUCUGGGAGGAGAAGAGAAGCAGAAGUGGGGGGAAAAACCAACCCUCCAAAAAAAAUCACUUGGAAAAACCUUGAAAUGGGGAAGAGAAUGGGACCUUUU